Molecule: messenger RNA, 8439 nt
Organism: Aplysia californica (California sea hare)
Lineage: Eukaryota; Metazoa; Mollusca; Gastropoda; Aplysiida; Aplysiidae
Product: transcriptional activator protein Pur-beta
Exons: 8
Coding region: 71-850 (259 amino acids)
Biological process (GO): regulation of transcription by RNA polymerase II
Cellular component (GO): nucleus
Molecular function (GO): RNA polymerase II transcription regulatory region sequence-specific DNA binding; DNA-binding transcription factor activity, RNA polymerase II-specific; purine-rich negative regulatory element binding
Source: RefSeq, a predicted model, not a curated record
GCGUACUACUUCAUGAAUAAUUUUUUUAGAAUCAGAAGGAGGCAGUGGAUUUGUUCAGGAGGGUUGCACCAUGUCAGACCGUGAGAGUGGAGACGAGCAGCAACAGCCGCAGGCUCAAGAGGCAUCUGAUCCAGGUGAGUCUGCUCUCGGUGGAGCUGCGGAGCAGGAGUUGGCCACUCGGACUCUUCACAUUCAGUCCAAGCGAUUCUAUCUGGAUGUGAAGCAGAACAGGCGAGGCCGCUUUAUCAAAGUGGCAGAAGUGGGAGCAGGAGGGAAGAAGAGUCGCCUCCUUCUGGCCAUGUCGUCGGCCGCGGAGUUCCGGGACUUCCUGUCUGAUUUCUCCGAGCACUACUCGAGGCUAGGUGAGCACAGUCCCACUAACUCAGAGACUCCACCAGAGGACGGGAAAUUGAAGAGUGAGAUCAUCGUCAAAGACAACAGACGUUACUACCUGGACCUGAAGGAGAAUCAGAGGGGCCGCUUUCUGCGAGUUUCUGAACAGGUGUCGCAGACCAUCCCCCGCGGCGGACCUCGCUCACAGAUUGCCAUCCCGGCACAGGGCAUGAUCGAGUUCCGUGAUGCUCUCACUGAACUGCUGGAGGAAUUUGGCACAGACGACCAAGAGCCACAGAACGAGCUGCCCGAGAGCCGUUCCAUGCGAGUGGAAAACAAAAUGUUUUACUUUGACGUGGGCUCCAACCGCAGGGGUGUCUACCUGCGCGUCUCGGAGGUGAGUGUGAGGAACAACUUCCGCACGGCCAUCACCAUUCCAGAGCGCUCGUGGGGUCGGUUCCGGGACAUCAUCUCCGAGUUUGUUGACAAGGCGAGUACAAAGCCUGAGGGAGAGUAGGCGGGCCACCCGUGUGUCGCCUGUGAUAUAUCUCACUCCCAGCAGUUUUAGCGAUGUUGUGCAGAGGAAAUGUGCUUCUUUGCCAGACUGGCAGACGAGCGGGGAGGCCUUCUGGUGGUCGUGGGAGCACGCGAGAGAAAGAGAGCGAUUGUUAUGGAUGUGUUGUGUCCUGCGUGAACGGAGCAGACCAAGAUGGAAUAAUGAUGAUCUUGAUGAUGAUAAUAAUAAUGAUGAUGAUGAUGAAAGCUUAAAUGUUUUUGCGGGUACUUUGGGUGGAGGAGGGCAAGGGGGUAUUGCCUAUUGUCUGUGUGAGUUUUGAGUGGCGUGUGCAUCUAUGGCACACACCCAGAUGGGGGAAUCAUAGCUGUUUAUGGAAAUGACGUUUUGUUUUUCCUCAAUUUUUUUUUGUUAUGUUCUUCGUAUGUGGGCAUAUGAGUGAUGUAUUUUACCACCCUGGAAUCACAAGAUGAAUUUGAAUUUGCUUGCCCUAAGGCAGAUUGAAUUUUAUUUGGAAGCUUGACAGAAAGAAAGGGUAGCUUUGUCUUCAGCCCGUCCCUGUGAAAAAAUUGCCUCUACGUGCACAAUCUGUUGUAGCAUGAGGUCUUGAGCAUGGCAGGCAGAACUCUGUGCUGAUUUCUCUCUCUCUCCCCCCUACUCUACCCUACCCUUGAGGCUGGGCUGUAAAGAGAGAGAGGGGGGAGCCAGGCCGUGGCUCCUGGCCAUCGCCUUCAGACUUCCUGUUGGGCAGCCAGCCAGCCGGGGCCGACGCUAUGCACUAAUGAGAAACCCUGUGCCAUGACUGUUGCGAGGGGUUGAGAACCCAUCUUCCCCCCCUCCUCCCCCAUUACAGACCUGAAUGUAGGUCUAGUGCAUCUGCUCAGUGAGUGAGUACACUCACACUCCCAGGUGUGCGUGUUAGACUUCAUUGGUGCUAAUCAUUUUUAUACCAAGCAUUUUUUAAAUCAAUCAACCACACGUUUGUGUGGGAGGCACUGGCAGAGGGUUGUUGCCCUCUGGCUUAGAAAAAAAUCAAAAAUGAGAAACAGCGAGCUGACAAUGUGUAGCGUUUAAUAGUCAAAGAGAGCUAGUGGUAAAAUUUAAUAGUCGUCUGUAAAAACGAAAUAUUUUAUUGUAGGUAGGAAGGCUUGACUAACAGUGCCUUGCAGCAAGAGAUAUAACACCAUGCUGCUUGGUUUCCUAGAAGUGAGAAAGAAUCUUUUCGAAAAACAUGAGCACAUGUAGCCCGUAUUUUAUUAAUGGCGGACGUCCAUGUUGCAGCGCCCUGGACAUUUUGGCAAAUACUCAGAAGACCCCCGUUAUCAGGCAAUCAAGCUAGUUUUUUAAAACUUCACUAACACAAUAUGUGCUGUGGAGGCACAUCUUUUUUGCCUUUGUUUGUCCUAUUUGUGUGUGCGUAUGUAUAUUUGUGUGUGUGGCUUGUGUUGGCUGUAGUGUGCACAAGAUGUUUGAAUUACUGUUGUGUCCCAGGUGUGUUGGUGUCAGCCUGACAGACGUCUCGGGCGCUGCUGCUCUUGUCAGCACCACUGGCUGAGGUUCUGGUGGUUGAUGUGACACUUGUUUUUUCGUACUAUGUGUUAACCUUAAGAUUUUGCGAGGAUAUUGUUUCUGAACAUUCAAAAGUUUGCUAGGAUAUUGUUUCUAAAUUUUAGUGGGUUUUUGUUUUACAUUUUGAAUUUUAAAAAACUUACGUUGGUUUUGAUGUAGAUCUUGGGUUUUCUUUUGGGCAGCCUGGGUGUGGAACCCUCUGUUCUUCUCUUCCUGACAUGCUGGUGAAGACAGGACUACUCCCUGGUUGGGUGAAAAGAAAAAAUGAGCCAUGUUGUUCUUUUUCGAUUGUUCGAAGUGAAAGAACCAUAGAGGUACUUUUGAGUAAGGAAAAUCAAAAAGAAAAAAAAAAGUGUGUCACUUUUCUGAGAGUUGAUUCUUUGUUUUUAGUGGAUAUUUUAUGGAAAGGGCUCGCGUGAGUUGCGUACCCAUGCCCUUAGAGCAAAAGGCUGGGAAUUAUUUCUAAGGAAUAAAUAAUAUGAGAUUAUUGAAGGUAUUGUGAUAAUAUCUUUUAUUUCUUGUGUGAGUUUUUGUGCUCAGUUUGUCUCUUUCACUGUUUUCACAUGUUACCAAUGUGUAGUGUAUUAGUUCAAACAGAAACUGCCAGUUAUUGUCCUUGUUUACUUCAUUGAAUUGAAUAAACACAGUAAGAAACUAGAAGUUGUAACUUGUAUUCACUGGAAGUAUUCCUUUUUUUAUACAUAUAGUGUGAUCAACCUCAUAGUGUGUAAAUUAAUUAUUAUGGAGUUUGGAUGUAAAUGUUUGAAAAGUGAGAAUACACUUGACAGAAGCAAUGUUCCUUGUUGUUGCUUUGAAUUGUUGCCAUUGUAUUUUCUUCUUGUGUGUGUUUGCUCUGUGGAGAGAAUGGUGUGUUUCAUGAUUUCAUGGUUUUACAUUAUUCUGUAUUGUGGUAAUUUUGUUCCCUAGGAGAAAGAUGUAGGUGGUCGCUCAUAUGUAGACCUGCCCACUAACUCUCUGUGUUUGGGAAUUGCAGGCUCUUGUUCAUCAUCAACAUCAUUUGGGUCCUUUUUAUGUCCUCUGUAGAGUUUUGUGUAGAGAUACGUGUUUUUAAGGGGCCUUUUUUUCUUCUUGUAAGUGGAUUAGGAUUUGAACAGAACUGACAAUUUGGUAAUUUUGAUGGGUUUUGGCUCUAAAAUGUUUGACAAGGACUAGAAUGUAGUUUGAAGAUGGGUGACUGUCAAGAGAUUUGAGAAACAUAGAGGGGAUUUCAGUGGGUUGUACUCUGUAAUGUCUUUUCGGUUGUUCUAUUUUUGCAUUGUAAAAGAUUCACCAUGUCGGAGGUGACUUCCAAUACUAAUGAAUUCUGCUAUUUCUGCUCGCCAAAGGGGGCUCAUUGUGCGUUCGUACGUCUUUUGUAUGGCAGUUGAUGCAGAGAGAGAGAGAGGGAGAUAGGGGGAAAAAAUCUUGCUGCGUGUUGAUUUGACUGACAUGGAAUUGGGUCAGGUUUAGCAAAUCGUGCAAGUUCUGUCAUCAGCUCAGGGAUGGGCAUUCCACUGAUUUUAACGGUAUGUUUCGUGUUAGAUGUCCCGUGUUUCUAUAGCUGCCUGUUGAUGAAGGUGAUUGGAACUGUGUUGUUGUAUAAUUUCAUACAAAUCAAAGGAGUAGAGUUCCCUUCUUGAAGCAGUGGCUGGGGAAUUGUCGGAGAAUUUUGCCCGUCCCUGAUGCUGCUUCCCCUGUUGUUUCUGCUGUAAGGGAGGUAACGAGCGAGUAAAGAGUUGUUGUCGUCGUCGUCUGGGGGAUUGUGUGAGCUGCGUAUGGAUUGUCGUGUCCUUGACCUUGGAGCCUGGCUCUAUGUGAAGCACAUUUUCCCUGCGUGUCAACGUCGCGUGUAACGGCGGACGACAAAAAAAACAAAACAAAUGUUCUGAUUAUUGUCUGUACAGGAACUGGUUGGUGUGUAUUAUUCUCUGUAGUGUAAUGGUUUCGCGGCCAAGCUCCGCGGCUUGUUGGGUUAGGGCUGUGGACUUUGGGGCCAUGGGUGCGAACCCUGCCAGUGUGUCACCUGGAUUUUGUAUUGUCCUGUAACUUUUCUUCACGGAAGAGUUGUUGUAAAGGUUGGAACCAUCAGUUAUGAUUUUUGGCCAUAAACACUUGUAUUUGGGUAACCUUGCAGAAAUAUCGAAGGCUUUGACAGAGAACUAGGAGUUUGUUUCGAUAAAUAGAUUGCCCUGUGAGUUCAAGAUUGUUGUGUGUCUAACCAAGGGAUAGGAAUUUUCAUCAAGCAUAAAUUUCAGGUAAAUGUGUAUUUGGGAAUUCAAACAACUGUCAAAAUUAAUAAAUGGCAGAAACAGAUGUUGAAGUGAAGACGGUUUCUGAUACGACUUCUACUUGUGAAACAUAAGUAAAAUUAACAUUUUUGGACCUAUAGACUACAUAAUGAUAAUAAUGACUUCAGAAAUUGGUUUAGGUUGGGAUUGCCUCUUGAUCUGAUCUAUUUCAUAGUAGUAUGAGUAUGAUUAUUUUUUUUUGGUAAUUGGGGAAGUUUGUUUUAUGUUUUGAGAUGUAGGCUACAACUCGUUAGCUCUUCCUGAUUAAGAAAAUAACGUAUGACAAGGCUGUGUUUAUUGGAGAGAGUGGGUUUAGAUUGGAAGAUCUGUCACUCUGGCAUCCUUUCCUCACUCGCGAAAAAAUGAUUCAUUUAUUAACCAACAACUGAAAAAGUAUUAAAAAUACUCUUUGCCCACAAAUGAUGAAACGAACAGCCAUUGAUAAAGCAUGGGAUAGGACUCUUUCACUGCCCACGAGUCGCGUGUUCUGCCCUCUGAUAUUGUCUGUUGUAUGUAGUGGCAAGGGGCGUGUGUUUGCGCCGGGACUCGUCCUGUGUUCUGCACUUCCUGUACUACUGUAACCUCCUCCUUCGGUGUCCGUCUGGUGCCCUGUGUCCAUGGAACUGCUCAUACCGGGGAGUGGGGUCGACCCUCCCCCCGUAUCGCAAAUGGUUUUGUUGUUGUUGUUGUCAUUUUCAUUCUUCUCAGAAACCAUUGAGUGAAAUAGGCCGUUUGUUGGGGGAAUUAAUGAAUUAUUAUCGAAGAAUUUGUGUAUUUAAUUUUUUUCAUUUUGUCACUUCUGUGAAAUUGUUGUUACACGAAUUUAAUCUUGUUUCCUUUGACUUUCUUUUUGGUCUCAAUCGACAGUGCAGUCUUUGUGAUCUGUUCCUCAGACUUGUAGAAGUUGUCUCACACUAUCUAUUUUUCUCUCCCAUAUCAUGCUUUCUUGCCAAGUCUCUCUCUCUCUCUUUCUCUCUCUCUCUCUGUCUCUCUCUGUCUCUCUCUCUCUGUCUCUCUCUCUCUCUCUCUCUCUCUCUCUUCACUCACACAAAGCUUCCCCUCUCUUCCCUUUCACACAUUCACGCUCGCGCGCACAGACAAACAUACGCACACGCACGCGCGCAGACACACACACACUCAUAUAUGCAUGCGCACGCAUGCACGCACACACACACACACACCACAUCCACACAAAUGUCUGUUUCUCCCCCUAUCAUCACCACAAAGCAGCAAGUCACACGUCCUGUUAAGUUUGAUUUUGUACCAGAAACCUCAGCCUGGUACUUUUGUUAGGAAAUGUUUGAAGUAGAGAACCAGACGACCGUCCGCAGUCGGGAUGACCAGGAGGGUCAAGGUCAGCUACACCACCUUGACUUUUUACUGUGAUUCGUGAUGCUUCUGCUCUUACAUGUCAUGUACAUUUUCCAGUUUUUGCGUUUUUUGAGGUGAGGUUCAUAGGGAAGAAAGAUAGGUCGGCAGUGGAGUGGAGUGGAGUAAAAAAAGGAAGGAUGUGUGAGAAGAAGGACGACAGUCUUGUAUGUCGUUGCUGUCGCAAGAAGAGUGCUGCUCAGUUUGACUCUGCUUUGCUGAGGAAAUAGAAAACUGAAGUUACUUUUUUGUUUUUUAAUGGCGAUGAAGAACUGCCUUUUGGAAAGGGAGGUCGCAGGUUGAAGUGGGAAAUUUGGGUGAGGGAAGUAAGAAAGCAUAUGGGAAGAAAAAAAAAAAAGGUCUACGAGGGUGAGAGAAGAGUUUGACUUUUCUUGAACAUCUUUGUUAAUCUUUUUCAUGGUGCAAGAAGGAACCCUGGUUUAUUUUGCAUUCAUGAGGGAGGGGAUUCCUGUGGGCUUUUUUUUUCUGACGCUUGUUCAAUCUGAACAUGAUAGGGGCCACCUUGGAAAUUUAAGUAAAACCCCUGAAACAAAGAGCCUGAGUUUCAAUAAAUUUUCUUUUUCUCAUUUAGGGUUCACAGAAGACUCAUUAUGUUCGUCACUCUUAAAAAAUGAGAACCGAUUAAGGUUCUACUCUUAGGUAGAACCUACUCUUAGGUAGCAGGCCAUGAGGCGAGAACAUACAUUUCAACUCUGCAAAGAUUUUCUCAAACAUUUGCCAAACAUUGUCCAGUCAUUUUUUCUACCAGGAUUUUGCUCCUUCUCUUGUCAUAGUUUUGUGCACUGUACAAAGUAUUUCUGUGUUUUUUGGAGGUGAAGGGAGUGUUUUAUUUUUGUAUCACAAUGGAACAAAUUCUACACUGUUCUUAGAAUGCUUUCAACUCAUAACGAUUUAUUGAUCAUCGCUGUAGUUUGAGUUUUAGGUUUGAUGUGAAUCAUUUUUAUUUUCCUUGUUUCUUUUAAACUGAGGUAUAUAUGAGAAAGUAUUUUCGUGGUGUGGAGUGGACGGGAGGGGCUGAGGGGUCGACUUUGUCCCUUGAUCCUCUCUGCACUGCGCUGCAGCUAGUGUGUGUGCGCGGCAGUGUGUCUGUGUGUUUGUGUGUGACAGUGUGUGUUUAUGAACAUGCUGGUGGUCCUGUGCCAUUGUCACCACAGUUGGAAACCUCUUUCUCAUAUGACACCUUUUUUUUUCUGUUUUAAACAUUUUUUAAAACUACGGUACAAUUUUGACGAAGGGAUUUGGGGGGUGGAAAUGUUGUGUCCAGUAUAAUGGGUGUUUGCCAUUGUUAUAAAAAUAAGCUUUUCUCCUAAGUUAAGUUUGUCGCUUUUGCUCUUUGAGUUUUUCUUUUAUUGUGAGAUCUCAGACUGAACGAGAUGGAAGAAAUAAACUGAAGUUAUCUAAGAAAAUUAAUGCAGAGCAAGAAGUCAGUUUGAAAACAUAUUUUUUGUGGGCUGCAAUGUUCUUUUAGAAGUAAAAUUUGUAGAAAGUUUUUCCUCGGUACAUUUAAUUAAGAAACCCAAAAAACCUACCCUCCCUGCUCCAUAUAAUUUGCACCAUUUGUCAGAGGUUUUGAAUUUAUUUUACAGCCAGUUAGGCCUAUUGCUCAGAUUCAUUUGGGGAGUAGGGAGUGAUGGAUGUUAGUUUUAUGGAACAAAUUAUAAACCUGCCACAUGUACCACUACUGUUCUCCACUAGUUGGCAGAUCUAUCUGCACAUAAAGGGGUUGCCAGUCUGGUUGGUGUAUUGCCUGCCAUGAGGCAGCCAUGUGGAAAGUGUUUGCGACAUAAACCCGUCCUCAAGCAUCAAUGCGUGGUGUUGUUGUUGGCAGGUAGAGACUUGUGUCUCGUAGCUGGAGCAACGUUCGGCCGUUCAUGUCAUCAAGUUGUUUGGAGAGGCUGCCUGUACAUUUUGCCGCUUUAUUUUUCUGUUUGGAUUGUAUGGAUAAAAGUGUUGUUGUGUUGCUCGUUUUUUUUAAAAACAUAAUUUUGUUUUGUUUGAUAAUGCCUAGUUUUGCUGUUGUUGAUGAGGGUCGUCGUCAAUGCUGAUGAUGGCUGUAUUGAUUUCUCAUGUGCUGAUUCCUACUAGCAUGGUAUUAAAAGUAGAGAGAUUUAUACUAACGUGUGACUUGGCGGGUGUGCGGAGGGUGACAUGCUCUGUGUGUAUCCUCACAGCAGCUGCAGGGUGCCUCUCGUCAUACCGACUGUCGGUCGCACCGUUAUUUCUCUCUUAUUAACAGUAACAAACAUCUCUCACAUUUUUUUCCCCCUUCCCUCUCAUUUUGAAAAUGAAAGUUUCAAUCAACACAUACAUUGCGCAACCAUUAAAAGUCUAUACUGUUACAACAUA